AUGAGUGAAGAUUUUUUGCAUCCGCCGUUCCAGACGUAUCCUUCAAAGGACAGUGAAGGGAAAAAACAUAUUGUCAUUGUAGGCGGUGGCAUUAUUGGUUGCUGUACAGCAUACUACCUGACACAGCACCCAAGUUUCAGUCCUUCCACUCAUCACAUUACCAUAAUCGAAUCAAGGCGUAUUGCUGGAGGAGCUUCUGGUAAGGCAGGCGGUUUGCUUGCAUCUUGGGCCUUCCCGCAUCAGAUCGUGCCCCUGAGUUUCCAACUACAUCAGGAAUUAAGCGACCAGUAUGACGGAGAGAACAACUGGGACUACAGAAGACUAACGACCGUCUCCUUAGAAGCUGAUGUGCGGGAGGAAGUACUCAAAAACUACGAGAAACUGAGCAAGAAGGCAUAUAACCUUAAUGUCCCACCUCCAAAGAAAAAACCGGGCUUUAUAUCCAAUAAGUUUAACAUCGGAGACUCGAGCUCAUCCUUAAGCUCUUCCGCAUCUUCUUCAAAGAACGAAUACACUAGCAACGAAGAAGAAGGAUUGGAGAUGCACGCUUCUGGCUCAGUGCCUAGCUUACAUUCCUUAACAAAUGAACGUAUGAAGAGCCAUACAAAUAGCAUGUCCGACCUUGAUUCUGUCAGUCCCGCCGAGCAAUUAAGGGAAAGUAAUAUUCAUAAUCCUUUGCCAACUGAUUUGAGCUGGAUAAGAAGAGAAUUGGUAAACGAUUGGUCAUCGCUAGGUGGCACCGACACUACGGCGCAACUUCACCCUUACAAGUUCACCCAUUACAUGCUGUCGAAAGCAAUGGAAACAGGUGCUGUUGAUCUUUUACUGGGGAAAGUGGUGGGAGUCAAGCGUGACGAAAUGGACUGCGUUCGUUCCCUUACGUACCUUCCUUCGGUAGUGAAAAAUCGCAGGAAUAGUAAAGGCCAAGCAGAAAGUCCAGAGAUUAAACUGGGUACCAUAUUCAACGAUGAAAAUGCUAAACCCAUCGAAAUCAAUGAUAUUCAACAGAUCGUGUUGAGUAUGGGGCCCUGGACGUCCAAAAUUUUGAAAGAUUGUCCAAUCUCUGGAUUGAGAGCGCAUUCUAUCACUAUCAAACCAAGCGAAAAGACAGUGGCUCCGUAUGCCAUACUUGCUGAAUUAAAAGUUAAUGAGCGUGAAUUUUUCUCCCCUGAAAUGUAUGCAAGAAAAGACGAAGUGUAUGUUUGUGGUGAAGGUGACACUUUGGUAAACAUACCUGAAAGCUCCGAUGACGUUGAGGUGGUUACCGGGAAAUGUGAUGAGCUGUAUCAUUACGUAUCCAAGUUGUCCCCAACGCUAUCAAAGGGCCAUAUUUUGAGGAAGCAGGCAUGUUUUCUACCGGUGUUGAAUGUUCCUACAAGUUCAGGUCCCCUGAUUGGGGAGACCAACGUAAAAGAUCUCUAUAUCGCAAGCGGUCACUCCUGUUGGGGUAUCAACAAUGCGCCCGCGACAGGCAAAUUAAUGGCGGAAAUUCUACUUGAUGGUGAAGCAACUUCUGCCGAAAUCUCAAGUUUGGAUCCAAAGCUAUAUUUCGACGCUACCAUUCUCUCAUAA
This is a messenger RNA of Saccharomyces eubayanus, 1572 nucleotides long. RefSeq names its product Tda3p (gene TDA3). Gene Ontology annotation, molecular function: oxidoreductase activity. Gene Ontology annotation, biological process: retrograde transport, endosome to Golgi. The record is from RefSeq and is a predicted model, not a curated record. The transcript has a single exon. Gene Ontology annotation, cellular component: late endosome; cytoplasm. NCBI's taxonomy places the organism in Eukaryota, Fungi, Ascomycota, Saccharomycetes, Saccharomycetales, Saccharomycetaceae. Bases 1 to 1572 code for a protein of 523 amino acids.